AUGUCGAGCGCCGGAGGCCCACCCCAGCGGGGCGGCCGCGGAAGAGGCAGUGACCGCGGUAGAGGACCUGGGGAAGGUAGAGGACGCGGAGGAUACCGUGGUGAUCGUGGGGGAGGCCGCGGAGGAGGUCGUGGCUUGUUCCAGGAUCUGCCCCAUCGUCCUGCUCAGGGCGAUUCUGGACGAGGAGACUUCAGAGGUCGCGGUGGUCGUGGUGGACGUGGUGGUGGUCAAGGAGGCUCUGAUCAAGGCCCUCCUAUCCACUCCCCUCCCGGUGGUGCGCCGCAACCCAGUGCCAGAGUCACGCAGGCGGAAAAUGCCCAAGCAUCAUCUCUCGUCAAGAAAGAGCGGUCUGUUGGAUAUCCCGAACGGCCAGGUUAUGGCACCCAGGGACGGUCCGUUCAGCUCUUUGCAAAUUAUUUCGAGCUCAAGUCUGUCGGAAAGAGUCUAUUCCGGUACCACAUUGAUAUCGAUGGGGGCCCCCGCAAACCUCCCGGGAGGAAAGCGAAGCAGAUUAUUAGCCUGUUCCUCGAUGAUCAUUUCCCACAGUUUCGUCGCAGCAUUGUGACGGACUACAAGUCGAACAUGAUUUCGCAUGUGAAGAUCAUGGAGCAGGACCAGGUGCCAGUCAAGUACACCGUGACCUACCGCGGGGAGAAGGAAGACGGUCCUCGAGAAAACCCGGAAACCUACCGUGUAACAUGCCAGUUCACAGGUCGGGUUGACCCUGCUGAGCUUCUCAACUACCUGACUUCUUCCAACGCAGCCAACAUGCUCCAUGAAAAGGCAGAGAUCCUGCAAGCUCUUAACAUCGUUUUCGGUCAUCACCCUAAAUCAUCUAACUCCAUUGCCUCGGUUGGAGCGAACAAGCACUUUGCAAUCCAGGAUGCCGUUACAGAGAAGUUCAAUCUGGGAGCCGGGCUUGAAGCGCUUCGAGGCUACUUUGUCAGCGUCAGAGCGGCGACGGCGCGUCUGCUUGUUAAUGUUCAAGUCAAAUACGUUGCGUGUUACCAGGAAGGCCCUCUGGGUCACGUUAUUCGCGAGUACCAGUACGAUAACGGAAGAGGUGUCCCUGCGUUGAAAAAACUCCUUGACAAGCUCAGAGUACGGGUUACCCAUAUCAAAAGGACGAACAAAAAAGGGGAGGAUAUUCCAAGAAUUAAGACCAUCCUCGGUGUCGCCACUCCCAACGAUGGAAAGUCGCUCGAGAAGCCACCAAGGGUCAAUUGCCUUGGGGCUGGCCCGAACGACGUUUCGUUCUUUCUGGAUGCUCCUGAACAGGGCAAGAAAAGCAAAAACAUUGCUGGUCCGAAGCCCUCAGGAUCAUACAUCACUGUUGCCGAGUUUUUCAAGCGAAACUACAAUAUCCAGGUAGACUUUAACAUGCCUGUGGUAAACGUCGGAAGCAUAGCCAAGCCAUCAUACCUGCCCGUGGAAGUCUGUCAAGUUGUGUCGGGCCAACCAGCAAAGACGAAGCUAUCGUCUAAACAAACACGGCAAAUGUUGAACUUCGCAGUGCGAAGCCCAGCGCAAAAUGCCCGGUCAAUUGUCACCAACGGAACGAAAACGUUGGGUCUCGGGGAUCAUGCCAAUCCUACCCUGAUGGAUUUCGGCAUUCAAACGAGCUCCAGCCUUAUCACAGUGCCCGGGCGAGUUCUUCCUUCACCCAAUGUUUACUACAAAGAUGAGAAGUCAAAGGACAAGCAGAUUACACCCAUGUAUGGCAGCUGGAACAUGAAGUCUAUCCGAUUCUCGACAAGCUCCAACCUCCAAAAAUGGGCAUGCAUUCUUAUCAAUGCUGGAGGCAGGCAAUACUUCUCAGCUCCUGCCGACCUCCAGGAGUGUCUACAGCGGUUCACACAGAAGCUUAGAGAGGUUGGCGUGAAUGCGAACCCCCCAGUGUCCAUGACUCGCCUUGAUAUUACUGGACAAAGUGCUGAGACUCUCAUCGACGCCAAAAUCGCUGAGGUAAUGCGUCAACAUCAACCAAAAUUGAUAUUAACGAUUCUGCCCUGGAGCGACACUGCGAUAUACAACUGUGUCAAGAAGUCCUGUGACAUCCGCCAUGGCGUGCGCAACAUCAACGUUCUCGCCGAGCAGUUUGCCAAGCGCAAUGAGCAGUACUUUGCUAAUGUCGGCCUGAAGUUCAAUCUGAAACUCGGAGGUGUGAACCAGGUUGUCCGACCGAACCAAUUGGGCAUCAUCGGUGAGGGUAAAACAAUGCUUGUUGGUAUUGAUGUUACCCACCCAUCGCCUGGUUCCGCCAAAGGUGCACCCAGCGUCGCAGCCAUGGUAGCAUCUAUCGACUCUCUUCUUGGCCAGUGGCCCGCUGAAAUUCGCAUCCAAAGGGAAUCCAGGACGGAGAUGGUAGACGCCCUAGACUCCAUGCUCCAAGCACACCUACGCCGCUGGGCGGCUAACCACAAAGGCGCUUACCCGGAGAACAUUAUAGUCUACCGCGAUGGAGUCUCAGAAGGCCAGUACGAUCUGGUCACAGAACAGGAACUGCCUCUACUAAGGAAUGCCUGCAAGGACAUCUAUCCUGCUCCGGACACAGCGAAGAAUCUCCCGCGGAUUUCCAUUAUCAUUGUCGGCAAACGUCACCAUACCCGCUUCUAUCCGACCCGCCAGGACGAUUCAGACCGCUCUAAUAAUACUGUCAACGGCACAGUUGUCGACCGCGGUGUGACAGAAGCUCGCAACUGGGACUUCUUCCUGCAGGCCCAUACUGCGCUCAAGGGGACGGCUCGUCCAGCCCAUUAUUACACCGUAUGGGACGAGAUUUUCCUCAAGCAGAAGAUUACGCCCCCCGCGAAGAAUGCAGCUGAUAUGCUCGAGGCAAUGACUCACCAUAUGUGCUACUUGUAUGGUAGGGCAACCAAGGCCGUCAGCAUCUGUCCACCAGCCUACUACGCUGAUCUCGUCUGCACGCGUGCCCGUUGCUACCUAAGCAGCGCAUUCGAACCGGCUACGCCCACCGGUAGCGUCAUAGGUUCUAGCGAUCCAACCGUCAUGGUCGAUAGUAAUGAUGUGCUGAUUCAUCCAAACGUCCGGGAUACGAUGUUCUAUAUUUAA
This is a messenger RNA of Aspergillus mulundensis, 3072 nucleotides long. Its product is annotated as putative RNA interference and gene silencing protein (Qde2). The record is from RefSeq and is a predicted model, not a curated record. Gene Ontology annotation, molecular function: protein binding; RNA binding. NCBI's taxonomy places the organism in Eukaryota, Fungi, Ascomycota, Eurotiomycetes, Eurotiales, Aspergillaceae. Bases 1 to 3072 code for a protein of 1023 amino acids. The transcript has 4 exons.